Molecule: messenger RNA, 1117 nt
Organism: Rhodotorula graminis WP1
Lineage: Eukaryota; Fungi; Basidiomycota; Microbotryomycetes; Sporidiobolales; Sporidiobolaceae
Exons: 9
Coding region: 67-1077 (336 amino acids)
Source: RefSeq, a predicted model, not a curated record
GAGCUCACAGCGACCAAGCCUCUCCCGUACCGCCCUUUCCGCUGGGGCCCGUUGUACCCGCAGCACAUGGGUAUCCGCAACAUCGUCGAGUCGGCCAAGUGGCUCCAGCUCGACAACGAGUACGAGAACACGAUCAAGCUCCGUGCAGCACGCAUGGCCGACCCUUCCCUCAUGAGCAGCCACACCCGACCUGGCUACCACGCCCACGCCCUCGAGACGCUCGUCGAGAUUGCCUCGUUCCUGUCGCAGCGGUUCCCCAAGCUGUUCGUCGUCGACCGCACGCCCUACAACGCCGCCGACUCGAAGACGCAUGGCGACAUCGACAGUCCGGGACUCAGUCUACAUCCAGGAGCCGUCACUGACUCGCCCUGUACCGUCCGCGCAGAUCUUUUGCAGGACGACCUCGCCGUCAUGGUCGAAGACGAGAACGGCGAGUACCGGUUCCAGGCCGGCUCAAUCUGCACCGCCGGCUUCUGGCGCCUCAAGGACAAGAUCGGCCUCACGCUCGACGAUAUUCACUUCAAAGGCGCCGUGCCCAACUACGCCGACAAGUAUCAGAAGUCGAUGAACCGAUUCUUCAGCAACCUGCGCGAGGACAAGCUCGUCGAGCGCAACAACUACUUCUUCCAGGUCGACGAGCAUCUCAGCUGGAGCGAGAAGACGAACGGCACCGAGGCCAUCUUCGACCACUUCACCAAGGGCCCACAGGCCGACCUCGUCGACAAGGCUCGAGAGGUCGUUCACCCGACUGCGGCGACAAGUGCCUCGGACGUCUGGUUCCGCACCGAGCGGCAGACGCUGCGUCGCCUUCCCAAGACGCGCGCCAUCCUCUUCACCGUCAGGACCUACCUCAUUCCUGUCACGCAGCUCGCCGACGAGCCGGGCGUGCCAGGCCGAAUGGCGUCCGGGAUCAGGAGCUGGCCACAGGGCGAUCGCAGCGUCACGUGGUACAAGGGCGGCGAGCUGUUCAACCCGGUCCUUCUGCCUUUCCUCGACAAGAAGCACGAGGAGCAGGUCGUCGCCGGCGUCGUCAAGCUCAACGACAAGGGCACGACCGACGAGAAGUACCCGUACUAGAGUAGACGUGCUAGCCUGCAGUAAAAAGCUGUCCGAGUGC